AAACAACGCCCCCGGUGAUAACGUCGGGGAUGGAGAUCUGGGAUCCUAUGGGAUCCACAGCCGCAGCAUGUUUCUUUAAGUCAUGGACCCCGAGGACGACGCAGUUUGGGUCUCCGGAUGUCUCCCCGUCGCGCUGCAUGGUGAAAGCAGCGGUGAAAUCCCCGGUUUCACCGCUGGGGAAGCUCCUGGUGCUUUCACUCUGUGUGCUGCUUCCCUGGCUGGCUCGGUCGACCCCCUUCGCUGCUCCCAGAUUUAGAGGGACACGACUGGGACAGGGACGACAGGGACGACAGGAAGACCCAUUGAGCAGAAAUGCAUUGAGCCCAGUGAUUCAAGCUUGGCAGCUGCAGCAAGAGCGUGACAGAGAAUAUGAUGAGCUGUUGCGCGGCGGUUUUUCCAAAGAGAAGAUGUUUCAGUUCUUUCGCGGGCGGCCACAUUUGAUUCUGCGCCGCUUCUACGAAAUCGGUCAAGUUCUGCUCCCUGCCUGGCAGGUUUGGACCAACCCGAAGGAGGGGACAAGUCGUGGCGAGUACCUUAAGGGCAGUUUGCAGCGCCUGGGCCCCGUCUUCGUCAAAGUGGGUCAGACCUUGGCCCAGCGCCCAGACAUCGUCGGGGACGACGCGGCCGAGGUGCUGAAGUCGCUGCAGUCCAAGACCAAACCCUUUCCGGAUGAGAUCGCGCAUCGGAUCAUCCUGGAGGAUUUGAACCACACGGGACCGCUGGCGCCUGGGUUGUGCCCGGAGGGCUUCGACUGCGACGGAUCGCCCCUGUUUCGGGAGAUCUCCGCCGAGACCAUUGCCUCGGCUUCCCUGGGGCAGGUCUACAAGGCGAAGACCCGUGAGGGUCAGCAGAUCGCCCUGAAAGUCAUGCGUCCGGGGGUAGCGCGCCUGGUGGCCUGCGACUGGGUCUGCUGGUUCUUAGCCUUGAAAUUGCAACGGCUGAUUUUUGGUUCCUUCAACGAUUUCGCCAAGCUGGCGGAUGGUGUGGCAGGCGGGGUCUUUUUGGAACUCGACUACCACAAUGAGGGCCGCAAUAUGGAGGACUUUGUCCGCGAGCACAUGUGGUUGGGCUUCGUGACGGCUCCAGCUUGGGUGCACGCCUACACGGGUCCCAAGGGCAAUUGCCGCGUCCUGGCCACGGCCUGGGCCGAUGGCCUGGAUUUCAGCGAGCUGCCGCAGCACCUGCGGCACCGGGCCGUGCGCCUGGCCGCGGAGGCGUGUCUGGUGCAGCUGCUGAUUACGGGCUUCGUCCAUGCGGAUCCGCAUGAAGGAAACCUGAAGUACAUGCACGAUGGCCGCAUUUGCUUCUUAGACUUUGGCCUCAUGGACCGCGUCUCGCCACGCGUCAUGGAAGGCUUCGCGGACGGCAUCCGCAGCGUGGUGUCGCAGAACUGGACGGCGCUGGCGCAGUCCAUGCAGCAGGUGGAGUUCGUGCCGGAUCCUGUGAAACGAAACUUGAGACCCAACAGCACGCGUCCCCUGUGGGUGGACAGCACCUUUGAUGAGUUCGUGGAGGCCCUCGGUCAGGAAGUGGGUGGUGACGCGGACGCGCAGACACGCUUUGGCGACAUGGCUGCGGCUCUGAAGCGGCUCAGCAACCGCUAUUUGAUGCUCACUCCGGACUACGUGGUGCUCAUGACCCGUACCUUUGUGACCUUGGAGGGCAUCGCGGCCUCCUACGACCCCUCCUUCAACAUCUACACCACGGCGUUGCCCAUCACCCUGCGGCGCCUCGUGUCGCCCAGCACCAAGGAGGCCCGCGCCAACCUGCGGAACAACGUCUUGACGGAGAAGGGCGAGCUGAAAUGGUCCGAAUUGAAGGAACUGCUGAAGACCACGGAGCAGGCGCCUGCCGAGGCCGCUGAAGGUGAGGAAAUGACCCUGUUGGAUGCUGAGGAUAGCAAUCCAUCCAGUUCGGAUAGCGGUUUCCGGCCACUGGAAGGCCUGUUAGGCUCCAGCGAAGGCCAAUGUCUCCGGCGCAUGGCAUAUGACAUUGACCUCAAGGCCCUCUUCAACUUCUUAGCUUCACGCGACGCCCGAUCCCUGCGAAAGCAGGUGGCUAUUUGGCUGGCGGGGAAAUUGGACCUGCGGCAUUUGGCCAGUUCCAGCAAGUCUGUGGAGGAACCUCCAGUAGGAUCUCCUGAGUAUGAGAAGUUACAGAAACAGCGCGCCCAACGAGAUCGACGCGCCUUGCGCUUUAUUCUGCGAAGUCAAUGGAAUCGCUUGCAUUUUCGGGCCCUGCCUUCAUUGGCCUUGGCCGUUUUGGUGUUCUUUCUGCGCGUGUCGGGCACGGCGUUGAUCCUGAUCCUGCGACGCUUCCUCCGUCGUCUGCGGAGAGGAGUGGUGGCUGUGGUCAAGUCACCCGUCAGCUUCUUCACCUGGCUCGGUCGUCGUCGCGACCAGCAAGCGCUCACCAGCUGAUGGUGAACGACGUGGCAAAACCCACAAGGAUACCAAAGCUGUAUUUGUUGACCUUUAUAGAUUCAAUAUAUUGUAAUUAAAGAGAUGUCUGAAUACACAGUCCUGCAACCUCGAUGCGAAGACUGAGAAAAGCUCGACCUGAUCAGACCAAAGAGUCUUCGGCCCAUCUUCGGCCCUACACAAAAUGUGGUGUGCCCUUGGCGAAACCGUGAAAUCAAUCUUUUGAGUCUCAAAA
Molecule: messenger RNA, 2655 nt
Organism: Cladocopium goreaui
Lineage: Eukaryota; Dinophyceae; Suessiales; Symbiodiniaceae
Source: the annotation of a GenBank genome assembly